AAAUUAAUGGAGGAUGACACCAUUUUUUGCUGGGAGAUUUUUCUCAAGGACUGUGAAGAUGGCAAGACAAAAACUUCCCUUAAUGACAUCCUGGCAUUCAUCAGUGGAGAUGAUGUCAUCCCACCAAUGGGAUUUGAAGACAGCAUCGAUGUCGAAUUUUUUACACCAAAUCCGGAUGCUAUAGCCUAUCCCACAGCAUCAACAUGUGCUCUAGAACUGCACAUGCCACGUGGGAUGGAGGAUCCAGUAGAUUUCAGAAAUUUGUUUGAAGAAGCCAUCCUUAAUGGCAAAGGCUUAUGGUAA
This is a messenger RNA of Anneissia japonica, 303 nucleotides long. RefSeq names its product G2/M phase-specific E3 ubiquitin-protein ligase-like. Gene Ontology annotation, molecular function: ubiquitin-protein transferase activity. Lineage: Eukaryota; Metazoa; Echinodermata; Crinoidea; Comatulida; Comatulidae. The transcript is spliced from 2 exons. Bases 7 to 303 code for a protein of 98 amino acids. The record is from RefSeq and is a predicted model, not a curated record.